Molecule: messenger RNA, 3935 nt
Organism: Sinocyclocheilus rhinocerous
Lineage: Eukaryota; Metazoa; Chordata; Actinopteri; Cypriniformes; Cyprinidae
Exons: 14
Coding region: 87-3935 (1282 amino acids)
Source: RefSeq, a predicted model, not a curated record
GUGGCUGCUUCCCACCAUCUAUCUUCUUGAUUCCAAGCUCAAAAAGAUGGAGGCUUCCAUCAAGGUCAACAUGCACAAAAAAAGUCAUGUUUUUCCCUGGAAAAGUGAAGGUUGUUCUCCGUAAGGGACCUCUAGGGUAUCUCCUUCAGGAGCCAACUGAUGAGGCAAGCCUGAUUAAAAGCAACCCAUCACUGCAGGACAAGGCAGCGCCCAUGAAGCAGGACCUUGUCAGACAAAAUGCUCUGACUGUUGUCCGUCAGAGAGGAGGGGAUGCCACAGACAAGAGAGAGGUUUUGGGUGAAUACAUCCUCCAAUUUGGAAAAUACAAGGGCAAGUCCUUUCGGUGGCUCCUUGAAAAUGACAUGGGGUACACCAUAUAUCUGAUGAAGACCCUGCAGCAGGAAGAGGCUGCUCCAGAGUUUAAGGCAGAGGGACACAGCAAACACAGCCUGGUGUCGUUUGUCAUCUAUGCUCACAGCUUUGAAGAAAUCGAGUCUCUUCUUAGCUAUGUGUCCACAACACCAGCUGCACCAGCAGCCUCAUCAGAGGAUGACCAGUUAGUUGGUUUCGGGGCUCGUGCCAAGAGCACAUGGCAGGAGAUUUGGAAAAGCAGGGCUGAUGGAUAUGCAUCCUUUGUAUUGGGGGCGACCUGUGUCCCAGGGACACAGAUGCACAGACUGCAGCAAUACCUGCGGAAGCAGCAGCAGUCAACCUGUCGGCCUGUGCCCACAUCAAGUGCCAUAACUCAGCCCAUUUCUCAUUUGCUCUUUAGCAGGAAAUAUUGCCAUUGUAUCAACUCAUAUAAACAAAUAACACAACUUAUGAUUUUACUCAUACAUUAUGCUUCAAUGGAUGAAGAUGUUGAGUUGGAGAGUGCAUUGCUGAGCAUUAUCCCCUCCAAGCUACAGGUGCAGUGCAACACUAUAGACAGCAGCACUAUAGACACCUCUCGAGUGUGCAGGACACUUACUCUCGAGGAAUGUGGCAAAAGCAAAGACCUCUCUUCUUCAGCAACCACUACAUAUAGUCUCCAACAGACAGCUGAGGCAUCACAUGGAACCCUCCCACCUUCUGAAUCCUCCUCUUCCCCUCAUACACCCGAGCCACCACACAGUGGUCCUUCUGUUGUUGUUCCCCCACUGACACUCAGAUCAUCCCCUCAUACACCUGAGACACCACACACAGGUCCUUCAGUUUUUGUUGCCCCACCGGCACAGAGACCAGAUCAGGAUAUAAGCACUUGGACCUGUUCUUAUCAUCAGAAAGUGUGGAUGAAGACAGAGCUCCAAUCUCUGGGACUGUGGCCUGGGUCCCACCAUAUGCUCAAGCCAGGAAAUGCCCUUUCAUUAUGGCGUCUCCCUCCACAGCCAGAACUCAUUGACACUGUGUUAGCACUCCCAUCCCGCAAUUUCUUUCAGCUCCAUCCAUUUUUUAUUUGGAAACCAGAAAGUGACGUCAUGGUGAGACUAAGAAAUAAUUAUAUACUCCCAUGUCUUCAUGGUUGUCCAAAGCCAGAUAUAGUCUCAGCUGGUGUGGGUAGGCCUCGAGUGAUUGUUGGCACCAGUGGACAGUAUUACAUCUUUGCUUCACGCCUUCGCUGCAGGAUGUGCAAGAGGAUCUGGUUUGCUGACAGUCCUCAGUGGACGGGGAAACUGCCAAAGCGGUUCACAAGCAUUCUGCCAGCAUUCCUAACUUACAAGAAGGCCAUUUGCAAGUCUGUGCUUCAUGAGCUGAGGCGUACUGGCAAGUCACCUUCAGACAUGGCAAACCAGGUGAAUGAGCUGAUGCACCUUAAAUAUGAACAAGCUCACCUGGCAUACCUUCACAGCAUACAGAACAUCUGGGAUGCUGAGGCUGGGGUUUAUGGGCAGAUGACUCUUGGUCACCUUGUGAGGAAGGAUGACAUGCCACAGUCUUUUGGAGCCUAUGAGGAUGCAGAUGGGUGGUGUGGCGUCUCUGUCUCUGCUCACUACCUGACUGACUGCCUCAUUGAUGAGUACCGGCGCCAAGAGCCAGCUAUCACUAAACUCCUGCAGGGCACUUUUGGACAGGUCUUGCGGUCUGACCACACCAGGAAGGUGGCACGAAAAGAGUUUAGUGAUAGCUGGCUCUUGGCGCCGGUACUCAUCAAUGAGGCAGUCAGUCAGGUAGUGAGCAGAGACAGAGACGCCACACCACCCAUCUGCAUCCUCAUAGGCUCCAAAAGACUGUGGCAUGUCAUCCUUCCUCACAAGGUGACCAAGAGUCAUCUGCCCAUAAACCCCAGCCUCAGCAUCCCAGAUGUUCUGUAUGCUGUGAAGGUGACUUGCCAGUACGCCUCAGCUCAUGAAGCACAGACUUGCAAAUGGCCUUCAAGAACCCUCCCACCUUCUGAAUCCUCCUCUUCCCCUCAUACACCCGAGCCACCACACACAGGUCCUUCUGUUGUUGUUGCCUCACCGGCACAGAGACCAGAUCAGGAUAUAAGCACUUGGACCUGUUCUUAUCAUCAGACAGAGUGGAUGAAGACAGAGCUCCAGUCUCUGGGACUGUGGCCUGGGUGCCACCAUAUGCUCAAGCUAGGAAAUGCCCUUUCAUUAUGCCGUCUCCCUCCACAGCCAGAACUCAUUGACACUGUGUUAGCACUCCCAUCCCGCAAUUUCUUUCAGCUCCAUCCAUUUUUUAUUUGGAAACCAGAAAGUGACGUCAUGGUGAGACUAAGAAAUAAUUAUAUACUCCCAUGUCUUCAUGGUUGUCCAAAGCCAGAUAUAGUCUCAGCUGGUGUGGGUAGGCCUCGAGUGAUUGUUGGCACCAGUGGACAGUAUUACAUCUUUGCUUCACGCCUUCGCUGCAGGAUGUGCAAGAGGAUCUGGUUUGCUGACAGUCCUCAGUGGACGGGGAAACUGCCAAAGCGGUUCACAAGCAUUCUGCCAGCAUUCCUAACUUACAAGAAGGCCAUUUGCAAGUCUGUGCUUCAUGAGCUGAGGCGUACUGGCAAGUCACCUUCAGACAUGGCAAACCAGGUGAAUGAGCUGAUGCACCUUAAAUAUGAACAAGCUCACCUGGCAUACCUUCACAGCAUACAGAACAUCUGGGAUGCUGAGGCUGGGGUUUAUGGGCAGAUGACUCUUGGUCACCUUGUGAGGAAGGAUGACAUGCCACAGUCUUUUGGAGCCUAUGAGGAUGCAGAUGGGUGGUGUGGCGUCUCUGUCUCUGCUCACUACCUGACUGACUGCCUCAUUGAUGAGUACCGGCGCCAAGAGCCAGCUAUCACUAAACUCCUGCAGGGCACUUUUGGACAGGUCUUGCGGUCUGACCACACCAGGAAGGUGGCACGAAAAUUAGUAAGGUUUGUAAUUCUAAUCAGUUCCUCCUACUUGUUCAGGGAUUGCUGCGCGCCAUUCAGAAUCCCUGAGCUUCAUCACGGAGAGCACCUCGACUGGGACGCCUGGAGUACCACACAAUCUAUCAUCGCUGAGGCCACUGCUGGGCCUCUGGAGAAUACCUGUGCAUCCCGUACACAAUACAACCCCAACAUUGUGGUCAAGUUGGAUUUGUUUCACUGUAUGAGGCGUUUCACACGGGAGUGCACUUCAGAGCACCAUCCCCUCUACAGCACCUUUUGUCAGCUCCUCUCCACUGCAUUUUCUGUCGUGGAUCAGGAAGACCUGCAGAAGCUCAAGGAUGCUUAUCAGUUCUGUGGAAUUCAGCCACCAAAUCCUACAAAACAGCACAUCAGAGAGCACUGUAGGACCAAAAUUCCACAGCCAACAGAACUGGUCGACAGAGUGGAGAAAGUUCUUCGGCAUUUCCACCUGACCACAGACCCAAACAACUUACCACUCUUCAAACCAUCCAUGCUGAAAACAUGGCGUAUCCAGAGGGUGCACAUUCUCCGUGGGUGCCUCAGUGACCCUGAGGUCACAGAGGGAAUCCUGUACAGGCCCAGGGCAUGA